Molecule: messenger RNA, 704 nt
Organism: Mollisia scopiformis
Lineage: Eukaryota; Fungi; Ascomycota; Leotiomycetes; Helotiales; Mollisiaceae
Exons: 3
Coding region: 174-704 (176 amino acids)
Source: RefSeq, a predicted model, not a curated record
CUCAAUAAUCAAUCACAGGUACUGUAAACUUUCUUUAGUAUACACAAUUGAGAACUUUCAAAGCCUCUCAUACAAUUUUCUCGAAUCUAUAACCCUCAUUUUUCAUCUUCAUCUUCAUCUUCAUCUUCAUCUUCAUCUUCAUCAUUUUCCCUCAUCUCCUCAAAUCCUCAAAAAUGGCAGGCAAAGCCCACCAAUCCCUCAAUGUAAUGAAAAAACCCCUCGGUCUCUUCAGCAAAGACCCCAUGACCGGUUUCUACCGCACCGGCUUCUGCGACGUCGGGCCUGAAGAUGCGGGGAAUCAUUCGGUUGCUGCAACACUAACAGACCCCUUCCUGGACUUCACCGCCUCGCGCGGCAACGACCUCCGCGGCGUCGGGCUGACCGCGGGCUGUAAAUGGUGUCUCUGCGCUUCGAGAUGGAAGGAGGCUAUGCUGUUUGCUAAGGAAAAGGGAGAAGGAGGGGGGAAGGAGGGGGAGGGGAAGGGCGAUGUGGGGAAGGGGGAUGUGGUGCCCAAGGUGCAUUUGCAUGCUACGCAUGAGAGGGCGUUGGAUGUUGUUGGGAUGGAGGAUCUGAAGAAAUAUGCAGCCGAGCCGGAGGUCGGGAAUGCGAGUAAUGUUGCGCAGAGUAGGAAGGGGGGCAUGGGAGGUGCGGUGAAGGAGAGGACGGAGUUGGCGGGGAAGGAGGGGAUGACGAGUCGGGAGUAG